Molecule: messenger RNA, 987 nt
Organism: Spodoptera frugiperda (fall armyworm)
Lineage: Eukaryota; Metazoa; Arthropoda; Insecta; Lepidoptera; Noctuidae
Gene: BORCS6
Product: BLOC-1-related complex subunit 6
Exons: 2
Coding region: 172-915 (247 amino acids)
Biological process (GO): lysosome localization
Cellular component (GO): BORC complex
Source: RefSeq, a predicted model, not a curated record
CUAAAGUAAAUGUCAAAAACCAAAAUCACUCAAAAAAUACCUAUUUCGGUUAGCAUUUAGCAAUGUUUGGAAAUCUACUGAUUUAUAAUUAAUCUAGGAAAUGGUGUUUAUAUAAAUAAGAACUAAAUAUUAUUGUGUAGUAAGAGAUAAACGUCAAUUAAAAUCUUAGACAUGGCUGAAAGUACAAAUCAAGUAUCUCCCUUGGGUGAACCAAAGGACUUGUUAAACGAUGCGAGCAAAAGACAAAGCGAUAUUGAUUUAGAUGAAGAAAUAUCAGCGAGAAUGACUGCGUCUUAUAGUGAAAUCUCUUUUCACUCUGACCAAGGACAAGCAGAGGAACAGGAAAGAGUUGCGGGCCCAUCUAGACCUUAUGACUUGCCAUCAGAGAAUAGGAAACAAGAGAAGCUACCCUUAGACAUAGAUGGACACGUCAGAUAUGAAGGAGACAUGACCCAUUAUGUAGCAGAUGAUUUAGAAUUCAAAAUAAAACUAUCAAGUCCUAUAGCGAAAAGAGGUGAAACUCCAGUGUUUGGUAGUUCCAGUGCCUCUCGUUCUAGUACACCUUCAGGAAAAUUGUAUAAACAAAUAUUAGCUCCUCAGAUUGGUCAAAUAGACAUAACAGUAUUACAUGACCUGGAGUAUGAAGCACAGAGGAUUGCACAAUCUGUAGACAAUUUAAUUGAAAACCUGUCUAGUAUACUGCACUCUAAUUCAUCAUUGACUGCAGAAAACAUGGAGGUUUAUAAAGAUGCUGUUGGUAAAACCUGUGAUGCAAUGGAUAAUAAUAUAAAGAGCAUGUACACAAUUCUUGCUAAAGGCGAGGAGGUGUCCCAAGCUAUGAUUCCUGUACAGGCGCAGGCAGCCAGAAUAGCAGAAAUAAAGAGACUUCUACAACUGUUUGAGGAUAAGUUCUAAUUAUAAACCAGUUACCUAAUGUGUAUUAUAAUUACUUAAGUAUUAAUAUAUAGGAAUUAUACCAAAAAACAA